CUUUUAAAAAACUUUUUUUAGAAACAAAAAUUUAAUUUUUAUUAAAAUGGUUUUAUAUGAACUAUUAUGUAUUACAAAAGCAAAUUUAAAAAUAAAAAGCUUACGUGAACUUGUCAAAACAUCAGGAAGCACUAUAAUAAAUAAAGGAGGAAUAAUUAGAGGGUUCGAGGAUUGGGGCAAUUUAAUUUUACCAAAAAAAAAGAAAAAACACCAACAAAUACAUCAUGAAGGACGUCACUGGACUAUGUUAUUUGAUUCAAACCCACAAGCUCAACUCGAAAUAAAUAAAAUAUUAAGAUUGGAUCCAAGAGUAAUACAUUAUUCUAUUAUUAAACUAGGAAGCAAACUUCAUGAAAUUUCCGAAAAAUCAAAUUAAAUACCAUAAUAAUGCUCUUUUUUUAGAUGUUAUAUGUAAACUCAUC
This is a messenger RNA of Pneumocystis carinii B80, 422 nucleotides long. Its product is annotated as ribosomal protein S6. The record is from RefSeq and is a predicted model, not a curated record. The transcript has 3 exons. Gene Ontology annotation, biological process: translation. Bases 47 to 376 code for a protein of 109 amino acids. Gene Ontology annotation, cellular component: mitochondrial small ribosomal subunit; ribosome. Gene Ontology annotation, molecular function: small ribosomal subunit rRNA binding; structural constituent of ribosome. Lineage: Eukaryota; Fungi; Ascomycota; Pneumocystomycetes; Pneumocystales; Pneumocystaceae.